GUUUGGUCAACGGGGAUUUACUGUUGAUGGCGGUGUGAACAAUCUAAGAGUCGGAGAAUGGAAUGCAUAAAGAGAUCACAAAACGAACUCACAACUCGGCCGGCUUGACCGGGAGCAGAAGAGAUUUGAGUGUAUGGGCCAAAGGGACGCGCUCAUAUGCGCCCACAGCGACGAUGCUCCCCAUCGCUCGAAUAUCCUCUCGACCGGCAUGCUCACGGGCAGUAUACUUGCAAAGGCGAACUCCGGUGAUACGUCGCACCUUCCUGGGCUGGCUCAAAUCGAAAACAAAAGCGGCACCGGCUCCACCAAAACCCCUCCUUGAGCAGGAUGAUCUUUUCCACCCCUUCACAACAUCCCCCAUCCCUUCAAUACGGGACAGAGCCAAGGUGAUCAAAUCGAUGGCGCCAUGCCCGGUAUGCUUGGAAAUCAAUGGUCAGAACAAGACAGUUACCUACGAUUGUCUCGACUGCGGCUGGCCGACACAUUGCUCGGAGGAGCAUCAUGCCCAGGACUUAGACCAUGCCAAGUACUGCGGGCGGCUGAGGGAGGUGAACGAAGACGAGCAUGAUCUUCGGAGUGGAAGGCAGAUGUGGGAGUUUGAACUGCCAGGCGAGCAAAGCUACGAAGAGGCAAUUUCAUUCGCCAAUUGGGAUUUGCUCUGGUAUACGAGAGGCUUCCCCUCGAUAGAUACAGACCGGUCAAGACGACAUCUGAGCAAGUUGCUUACAUAUCCUAUGACAAUCGCUGGCAUCCUACACCAAUACAGUGGGUUCACAACACGGAACCAGCGUUUAACACCGGAAGGAGCUCGAUCGAUGGCCGCUCUCCGUUCCGUCCUGUUUUCGGAUGCGGCCAUCUCUUCGCGAGAAAAUCCUCUGGCGUUGCAGGACACGGUCCGGGUAUUUAUGGUCGGUGCACGUGCCGAGUCGUCCCUACCACCCCACGUAUGGGAGGAGCUCAACCAUUGUUUCCCAAACGUCAACAUUCACUUGCAUUUCAUCGGUCCUCAAGCGGCUCUCCCAGCUGCGCCUUCUUCCGACUCAUCAAAGCCAACUGAUGCUACGACGACAGCCGAACAAGCUAAGUCAGCAGAACCUGCCCCUGUCGAAACCAAAACUGCGGCGUCGACUCCAGUGCCCACCGAACACCCUGCGGCGGAGUCAGGAGCAGAGGGAGAAUCGUCCCCAUUAGCCAUCUGGAUGCCCGCCACUCCCGUGAUCUCCAAGCCUGGUAUGCGGAGCCGUGAUGAGCUCGCUAAAUGGGGCGUACCAUCUUACACCGAUCCGAGGAACAAACAUAUGACGCUCACAUCUAUCCGAUCCCGGUACGAGGAGAUGCAUGAACAGUUUGGGCCGUUCGACCCGUACACAGACGUGUUCUUCUUCUUCUGCCCCGGCUUUGGUUUCCCGUCGCCGACUCAUCCCGAGCUGCUGCAAAUCGAGUCUCCAGACGAAUGGGCUGGUGUGCUGCAAGAGCUGCUCCCGACCAAAUGCGCCAUUUUUGUGACGGGAUUCUCGCCCACUGAUGUCGAGCGUGACGUGAAGAGCCUGGACGGCGUGGCUGGAGUGGAGGGUGAGUUUGACUGGAUUCUGACACCGGGAAACAAUCCCUUCGGCAGCGAGAAAUGGGAUGUGGCGGAUUUUGAUCCCCGGGUUAUGAUUCGGCCCAAUUGGGGAGUGUGGGGCAUCCGUGGGAAACAGAGGGAGAUCCAGCGCAGGCAUGUUGAGGAAUUCGCAGGGUAAAACGGUGGCGGUCAGUUCAUGAGCAUGUAGCAUUUUCAAAGUAGUUUUGACCACCACUCCUCGCAUUGCAAGAC
Molecule: messenger RNA, 1816 nt
Organism: Dacryopinax primogenitus
Lineage: Eukaryota; Fungi; Basidiomycota; Dacrymycetes; Dacrymycetales; Dacrymycetaceae
Exons: 3
Coding region: 63-1742 (559 amino acids)
Cellular component (GO): extrinsic component of mitochondrial inner membrane
Source: RefSeq, a predicted model, not a curated record